AUGGUAUCAAGAACAGAUGCUGGUUUUGGGAAGGCAGUGCUGCAGUCACUGUUUAAGCAGCAGGAGUCCUCAGAAAGGGCUAAGAUGCAACUACCACCAUCCAUGUUAUCUCCCAUUUUGGAACUUCAGUUAUUGCUGGCCAGCAUCCACAAUGACCUGCCAAUAGCUGAUAUGAAUCAGUCCUUUGACCACAAAGUUGCAGUGUUUUCUCUUUCUCCUGAUAAUCUGCAUCUCUCACCUCCUGAUGACGACAACUUUCGGGGAGUUGCUGGUUUGAUCCAGACAUUUAAUGUUGAAGCACCAUGCCAGACUGUGGAAGAUUUAACGAAUGGGGUUGUGAUGGCCCAGGUGCUUCAAAAGAUAGAUCCAGCAUACUUUGAUGAUAACUGGUUAAACAGAAUCAAAACAGAAGUAGGAGACAAUUGGAGGCUAAAGAUAAGCAAUCUGAAGAAAAUUUUAAAAGGAAUAUUGGAUUACAAUCAUGAGAUUUUAGGGCAGCAGAUUAAUGACUUUACCCUUCCUGAUGUUAACCUGAUUGGAGAGCACUCAGAUGUUGCAGAGCUUGGAAGAAUGCUUCAGCUCAUUUUGGGAUGUGCUGUGAAUUGUGAGCAGAAGCAAGAGUACAUCCAGACCAUCAUGAUGAUGGAGGAGUCUGUUCAACAUGUUGUCAUGACAGCUAUUCAGGAGUUGAUGAGUAAAGAAUCUCCAGUCUCUGUUGGAAAUGAUGCUUACGUUGACCUUGAUCGUCAGUUGAAGAAAACUACAGAAGAAUUAAAUGAAGCUUUAGCAACAAAAGAAGAAAUUGCUCAGAGGUGCCAUGAAUUAGAUAUGCAGGUUGCAGCACUUCAAGAGGAGAAAAGUAGUUUACUAGCUGAGAACCAGAUCCUGAUGGAACGUUUGAACCAAUCUGAUUCUAUAGAAGAUCCUAACAGCCCUGCAGGGCGUAGGCACCUGCAACUGCAGACACAGUUAGAACAGCUCCAGGAGGAAACAUUUAGGCUAGAGGCAGCCAAAGAUGAUUAUCGAAUACGUUGUGAAGAGCUGGAAAAAGAAAUUGCAGAAUUGCGACAGCAGAAUGAAGAGCUAACCACUUUAGCAGAAGAAGCUCAGUCUUUGAAGGAUGAGAUGGAUGUACUUAGGCAUUCCUCUGAUAAAGUGGCUAAGUUAGAAAGCCAGGUAGAGUCAUACAAAAAGAAGCUGGAAGAUCUUGGUGAUCUGCGGCGGCAAGUGAAACUCUUAGAGGAGAAGAACACUAUGUAUAUGCAAAACACUGUAAGCUUGGAGGAAGAACUAAGGAAAGCCAAUGCAGCGCGUAGCCAGCUGGAAACAUACAAGAGACAGGUAGUUGAACUACAAAACAGAUUAUCUGAAGAAUCAAAGAAAGCAGAUAAAUUAGAAUUUGAAUACAAACUGCUGAAAGAAAAAGUAGACAGCCUCCAAAAAGAAAAAGAUAGGUUAAGAACGGAAAGAGAUUCCCUAAAAGAAACUAUCGAAGAGCUUCGAUGUGUACAAGCACAAGAAGGGCAGCUCACCACUUCAGGAUUGAUGCCACUGGGAAGCCAGGAGUCUUCAGACAGUCUAGCAGCAGAAAUUGUUACUCCUGAAAUCAAGGAGAAACUCAUUCGUCUUCAGCAUGAGAACAAGAUGCUGAAGCUUAACCAAGAAGGUUCCGACAAUGAAAAGAUUGCCUUGUUGCAGAGCCUGCUAGAUGAUGCAAAUCUACGGAAGAAUGAACUGGAGACAGAGAACAGGCUGGUAAAUCAGAGACUUCUGGAGGUGCAGUCACAGGUUGAAGAAUUGCAGAAAUCUUUGCAGGAGCAAGGUUCAAAAGCUGAAGAUGCUAUUUCAGUUCUUCUGAAAAAGAAGCUUGAAGAACAUCUGGAGAAGCUGCAUGAGGCUAACAAUGAAAUACAGAGGAAACGAGCUAUUAUUGAAGAUUUGGAACCAAGAUAUAACAACAGUUCACUCAAAAUUGAAGAAUUGCAAGAAGCUUUACGGAAAAAAGAGGAAGAAAUGAAGCAAAUGGAGGAACGAUACAAAAAGUACUUGGAAAAGGCCAAGAGUGUUAUCCGUACUUUAGAUCCUAAACAAAACCAGGGCACAGCUCCUGAGAUUCAGGCUCUGAAAAAUCAACUGCAGGAACGGGACCGAAUGUUUCAUUCAUUAGAGAAAGAAUAUGAGAAAACAAAGACUCAAAGAGAGAUGGAGGAGAAAUUUAUUGUGAGUGCCUGGUACAAUAUGGGAAUGACUCUGCAUAAAAAAGCAGCAGAAGAUAGACUGGCUAGUACAGGCUCCGGACAGUCCUUCCUGGCUAGACAAAGGCAAGCCACCAGCACAAGGAGAUCUUACCCUGGUCAUGUCCAACCAGCUACAGCAAGGUAGAGAAGCCUGGCCUUUAGAAAGGAAUCAGCCCUGUGAUCCAGGCAUACUUUGUUCCACAUGACGUUUCAGGAAAUGCAACUAGCAUCCUUUCUCUAUCUUUAUUCCUUGUUA
Molecule: messenger RNA, 2493 nt
Organism: Terrapene triunguis (Three-toed box turtle)
Lineage: Eukaryota; Metazoa; Chordata; Testudines; Emydidae
Product: protein Hook homolog 3
Exons: 24
Coding region: 1-2382 (793 amino acids)
Biological process (GO): cytoskeleton-dependent intracellular transport; cytoplasmic microtubule organization
Cellular component (GO): cytoplasm; centrosome
Molecular function (GO): dynein light intermediate chain binding; microtubule binding
Source: RefSeq, a predicted model, not a curated record